Messenger RNA from Trematosphaeria pertusa, 982 nucleotides. Its product is annotated as retrograde transporter. Gene Ontology annotation, cellular component: retromer complex; endosome. The coding region runs from base 79 to 681 and encodes 200 amino acids. NCBI's taxonomy places the organism in Eukaryota, Fungi, Ascomycota, Dothideomycetes, Pleosporales, Trematosphaeriaceae. Gene Ontology annotation, biological process: intracellular protein transport; retrograde transport, endosome to Golgi. The transcript has 4 exons. The record is from RefSeq and is a predicted model, not a curated record.
UCUCACCCGGCAUUUGCACGUGGCUCCUCGAGCUUACGCAUUGCUUGAAGCCCAAUCAAGGCGGGCGAGGCCUCCACAAUGGCUUCGCGACUGGUGUUGUGCCUAGGCGACCUCUUCAUACCUGAUAGAGCUGCAGAUAUACCGACCAAGUUCAAGAAACUCCUCGCGCCCGGCAAAAUAGGCCAAAUUCUCUGUCUCGGUAACAUAACAGACAAAGAGACCUACGAGUUCCUCCGGGGAAUCGCGCCAGAUCUACAAAUCGUAAAAGGCGACUUCGACGUCGAAGCACCCAACCUCGCACUCUCCAAAGUCGUCACGCAUGGCUCGCUGCGCAUAGGCUUUACGCAUGGGCACACCAUCAUACCUCCGGGCGAUGGCGACAGCUUGCUGAUUGCGGCGAGGCAAAUGGACGUGGAUAUCCUGCUGUGGGGAGGCACGCACAAGUUCGAGGCGUAUGAGAUGGAGGGCAAGUUCUUUGUUAAUCCGGGGAGUGCGACAGGGGCUAUGACGACGGGUUGGUGGACGGAGGAGGAGGAUCCUACACCCAGCUUUGUGUUGAUGGACGUACAAGGAGAUGUUCUCGUGCUGUACGUGUAUCAGCUGCGGAUAGACGCAAACGGCGCGGAGAACGUCGCUGUGGAGAAGGUCUCGUUUCGGAAAAACGGCGGUGGUGUAUCAUAGCGGGUUGCCAGAUACGGAUUCACGCGGGUCACAAUAUGCAUGCUACGGAAUACAGCAGUCAUCCAACACACUUGUCGUUACAAAGAGGCUCCCGUAAUGAUUGGGCAGGAUGAAGGACUCGAGCUGUUGCCUGCUGUGCCACGGUGGCUGCACAUCAGGUCGGGCGGUUAGAGACAGAAUCUGUGCGGCGUGCUGCCUUAAUAUGCUUCGUGUCUCAUUCAAAUAUUGCUUCCCCAGAUGGACCCUUGAGCAGCAUAUUUUGGGUUCUGGUCAUCCAUUCGAUAACCCCGCAUUUUGUCUA